This is a messenger RNA of Musca vetustissima, 1007 nucleotides long. Its product is annotated as SPARC-like. Bases 35 to 952 code for a protein of 305 amino acids. Gene Ontology annotation, biological process: anatomical structure development. Gene Ontology annotation, molecular function: calcium ion binding; collagen binding; protein binding. The record is from RefSeq and is a predicted model, not a curated record. The transcript is spliced from 4 exons. Lineage: Eukaryota; Metazoa; Arthropoda; Insecta; Diptera; Muscidae.
AAUUCAUGUUUAUUAAAUAUUCUAUUUCAGAAGCAUGAAGUGGUCUCUGCUCUUAUUAUUGGGCUUGGUGGCCUGCCUUGGCCAUGUCCGUGCCGAAGUUGAAGAGUUGGAUACGGAGGAUUUAUUAGAGGAAUUGCUCAAUUUGGAAUUGGACGAAAGUGAAGAGGAAUUAUUGAGGCAAUUGGAAGAGAAGAAUUUGAACAAAGAUGUUGAACGUGAAAAUGAAAUUGCUUCCAAAUUGGCAGCUGAUACCAACAACAUUUUGAAUCCUGUCAUUGAAAUCGAUCCCUGUGAAAAAAUGCACUGUGGUGCUGGUCGUGUUUGCCAUUUGGAGGGUGUUACAGCCAAGUGUAUCUGCAUCCCCGAAUGCCCUGAAGAAAUUGAUGCUCGCCGUCGCGUCUGCACCAACAAAAACGAAACCUGGCCCUCGGAUUGCUCCGUCUAUCAGCAACGUUGUUUGUGUGACACCAAAGAUCCCGGCUGUUUGAAUCCCGAAAAUACUCACUUGCACAUUGACUACUACGGCGAAUGCCACGAAUUGAAAGAAUGUACCGAAGAAGAAAUGAAAGAUUUCCCCAGGCGUGUACGUGAUUGGCUGUUCAACGUUAUGCGUGAUUUGGCCGAACGUGAUGAACUUACCGAACAUUAUAUGCAAAUGGAAUUGGAAGCUGAAACGAAUAUGACUCGCCGUUGGGCCAAUGCUGCCGUAUGGAAAUGGUGCGAUUUGGAUGGUGACACUGAUCGUUCAGUAUCCCGUCAUGAACUUUUCCCCAUUCGUGCUCCACUCAUGAGUUUGGAACACUGCAUUGCCCCCUUCUUGGAGUCGUGUGAUCCCAACAAAGAUCAUCGUAUCACCUUGGUGGAAUGGGGAGCAUGUCUUGGCUUGGAUCCCUCUGACCUCAAUGAACGUUGUGAUGAUAUUCAAAAAACUGUGCCUCAUUUAUUGGGUUAAGUGUUGUGGCAUCAGGCGGCGACAACGGAAGUUGUACAAUCACAACAACAAUUAC